Hippocampus zosterae (dwarf seahorse) is the source of this 1745-nucleotide messenger RNA. RefSeq names its product G-protein coupled receptor family C group 5 member D. Gene Ontology annotation, molecular function: G protein-coupled receptor activity; protein kinase activator activity. Gene Ontology annotation, cellular component: intracellular membrane-bounded organelle; signaling receptor complex; extracellular exosome. The transcript has 4 exons. NCBI's taxonomy places the organism in Eukaryota, Metazoa, Chordata, Actinopteri, Syngnathiformes, Syngnathidae. The record is from RefSeq and is a predicted model, not a curated record. Gene Ontology annotation, biological process: G protein-coupled receptor signaling pathway. The coding region runs from base 419 to 1690 and encodes 423 amino acids.
UUUCACUCACUCCAGGUAGAUCCUGCGGCCAAUCAGGGAGACCGUGCAGGAAUGAACUCUCCCUUUGUGUGUGUGCACGUUUCCUCCAGGUGUGCGAGCCCCACCUAUAGACGGCGGGACACGGGAGGAGGGAGAAAGGAAAAGUAUGAGGAGGGAUGCGGGUUUCUUGUAGUGCUGCCCAGGUGUGAGCACUCCACUCCCAGUGGCUCCGCGGCGUCCACACCUCUGGUGUCCCCCCCCCCCCCCCCCGAUUAUCUUAGAGCGGCCAGUGCCCCAAAUGAGCGACGUCCACAUGGCUACACGCUGAGUAGGCAUCCAUGCGGCAACCAAAUCGUGCCUUGCAACAAGUCUGGAAAGGAUUGCGGUAAACAAAAGGAUUGAACGGAGAGAAAAUAUCCAAGGACACCAAAGGUCCAAAAUGAGUCCAGCGGUUUUACGUGAGGAUCCCAAGUUGGCAUUCGCACUUCUGUGCCUCCUGCGCGUCCCCUCGACAUGUUUAACUCAGUCAACAUCAACGAGCGCAACCCGUAACGGGAGCGCGAGCGCUUCCUCCUCCAACGGCACCUUCAGGGAGGCCGUUUCGGGUUGCCGCCCGGGACUCGAUCCUCUCUAUAGGUACCUGUGUGACCGCAGAGCCAUGUGGGGCAUCAUCCUGGAGACCCUGGCCUCCUCGGGCUUCCUCUUCAGUAUGUCCCUCCUGCUCGGCCUCCUCAUCUGGUCGCUGUGGGUCUGCGUCUUCCUACGGCAGCAACGCAGCAACAUCGGAGGCACGGUGGCCUGCGUGUCCAUGUUCUUGUUGGCCACGGGUGGGAUCUUCGCCAUCACCUUCUCCUUCAUCAUCCGGCUCAGCCCUCAGACGUGCCCCGCCAGGCUCUUCCUAUUCGGCGUCUUCUUCGCCUUGGCCUUUUCCUGCUUGCUGGCUCACUGCCUGGCUCUGCUGGGCUACGCGGCCGCCAGAGGCUGGGGCGAGCCCGCCAUGGCUUUGGGGCUUUUCGCCGUCCAGGUGAUCAUCGCCACCGAGUGGCUCGUCGUGGUGUUGGUGCGCGAUAAGAAGCCGUGCGAGUACAGCCAAGACGAGUUUGUCAUGCUGCAGAUCUACGUCCUGUGCCUCCUGGCCAUCAGCUCGAUACUGUCGGCGCACUUCCUGUGUCGCUCCUGCUUCACGUACAGCUACAGCUACGCGGGGGCCACCCACCAGCAGAGUCGCCAACAGGCCGUGCUCCUCUUCCUCACGCUGUUGCUCUCCGCGGGCAUCUGGGCGGCGUGGAUUGCGAUGCUCACCAGAGGGAAUGCUAAGUCGGGCCGGCGGCCGCAGUGGGACGACCCGACGCUCGCCGUGGCCUUGGUCGCCAACGGCUGGGUGUUGUUGAUGGGACAUGGCUUGUCGCAAAUUGCCUUCCUGUGUAGGGGGGAGGCCAAGUCCAGGGAGGUGCCCCUGAGCUUCGCGGGCUGGACCAGCCCCAGUGCCGAUAUCCCAGGAUUGAACAGUCCCAAAGCGGGAACGGAGAAUGGAAGCUUUGAGAAUGACCCGCAAAACGGAAGAGGCGGGCGAUCUGAUCCAACACUGCGAUCGCCCUACGAGUCCGGAUUCUCUAUGACCGAAAUUGACCCCAAUAAAGAUUAUAGCAUUCCUCGCCCUCAGAGCACCAACUUCAGAGAGCCAUAUGACGAAUAUUAUGGACAAUUUUAAAAUCUUUCUUGCACAUACAAGUACAUGAAACAGAUGCUCUUUUACUAUGGCCUAA